Messenger RNA from Acinonyx jubatus (cheetah), 1872 nucleotides. RefSeq names its product acid phosphatase 1 (gene ACP1). The transcript is spliced from 9 exons. Gene Ontology annotation, cellular component: cytoplasm. Gene Ontology annotation, molecular function: acid phosphatase activity; non-membrane spanning protein tyrosine phosphatase activity. Gene Ontology annotation, biological process: protein dephosphorylation. The record is from RefSeq and is a predicted model, not a curated record. The coding region runs from base 233 to 1006 and encodes 257 amino acids. NCBI's taxonomy places the organism in Eukaryota, Metazoa, Chordata, Mammalia, Carnivora, Felidae.
UGUACUCACUUGUGACCCCAGAGCCUGGUCCUCCGGCGCCCCUCGAGCGGCCGACACCUCCCCAGGAAGAGGAAGAGCGCCCUUGGCUCGGCCCCGCCUCCCGGGGCGGGGACCGCCUGGCCAGGUGCACACCUGACACAGACCCUCGGGCACCCGCUCAGGACCCCUCUAGCAUCGGUCAGUCGUCCGCGCACCCUCACCAUGCGCCCUGGGCGCCCUCCCCCACCCCGAGAUGAUCCGUGCGCAGAGCCCGGGACCACAAUCAGCCCCCAUUGGGACCCUCCCCCUUCCAGUGACGCUCCGCCCUCCGCCGCCGUACUGCGCAGGCGCACGGCCCGGACCCUUGCCCAGGGAGGCAGGACUGCGCAGGCGCGGAGGGCGGGACGCUCGAGGUGCGCCUGCGUUGCGCGGGAGAAGUCCUUACGCGCUCAGUGGGCGCCUGGGUGUGAGCGCGGGAAGAUGGCCGAGCCGGUGUCCAAGUCUGUGCUGUUCGUGUGUCUGGGGAAACACUGGCCUGGAGACCCAGGAGCCUUUUCAGCCAGACCUUCCUCUGUACCUGAAGGCUCUUGAAGGUAACAUCUGCCGAUCACCCAUGGCAGAAGCAGUUUUCAGAAAGCUUGUAACUGAGCAAAAUCUUUCAGAUAACUGGGUCAUUGACAGCGGCGCUGUUUCUGACUGGAACGUGGGCCGGUCACCAGAUCCAAGAGCUGUGAGCUGCCUCAGAAAUCAUGGCAUUAGCACAGCCCAUAAAGCACGACAGGUUACCAAGGAAGACUUUGCCACGUUUGAUUAUAUACUUUGUAUGGAUGAAAGCAAUCUAAGAGACUUGAAUAGAAAGAGUAAUCAAAUUAAAAACUGCAAAGCUAAAAUUGAACUCCUUGGGAGCUAUGAUCCACAGAAACAGCUUAUUAUUGAAGACCCCUAUUAUGGGAACGAGUCCGACUUUGAGACCGUCUACCAGCAGUGUGUGAGGUGCUGCAGAGCUUUCCUGGAGAAGGCCUGCUGAUGUCGCACCCGUGCCCCCGGCCCCCGGCGAGCCCCACGGGAGCCACAGUGAGGCCACAGCUGCUUCCUCGGUUGACCCUGUUUCUUAAAUGCUUGUAGAUGGAAAUCAGUUACUGUAUUUGGCAAAUAAAUAGAAAUGUUUCAUCCAGUUUGUGGGGUACACAAAGCGUUCCUGACGAGUUGAACUCCCACUUUGCCCCAGUUAAAAAAUCGUGGGACACGACCCCCAGAGCACAGAGACCUCCAGCAUCCCCUUCAGGCCGUGUGGGCACACGAGCUCCGCCUCUUCCUCCCUGAGUUUGCGGACCACCGACGGGGACGAUGCCCUCCACUGUCUCAUGACCCCUUCUCGCCAGGGCCCCCAUCCAGCCCAGCGGGCCAUCCGUGGGAGCUCACCCCAGCUCACAGUGCACACCGUUGACAUAGAAAGUGGGAAAGAGAGUUAGGUGUCCAUCUUUAGAAUAUUUAAUGCUUGCUAGUUUUUGUCUGUCUGUCUGUCCAGUUUACUUCACAGGGAAGUCCACUUCUUUCCAUUUGAACCAUUUUGCCUCUGGAAAUUUAAUUCCAUCCAGAAGGAAAGUCACUGUAUGCUGGUUUUGCUUUUAAAUGCUAUGUGACCCAAAUGUCAAAUGUAGAUGAGCUCAGGUGGGGAAAAAAUUAUUAAAAAGUUGGGAAAAGUUCUUUUAUGUUGGAAUGCUUAAAUAUUGAUACGUUAAGUAUUCUUUCUUUGUUGUUUGAUUUAUAGACAAAUACAGGUAACUUCUGUGCACUUUGAGGUAACUAAUCUAAAAUUCAUAUGGAUUUGUGGCAGAAAAGAUUGUUUUCAAAAUAAACUGGGGAGAUUAUAAAAAUACAACUAAGAUAGAA